Messenger RNA from Saccostrea cuccullata (small rock oyster), 1998 nucleotides. RefSeq lists its product as uncharacterized. Bases 1 to 1938 code for a protein of 645 amino acids. Lineage: Eukaryota; Metazoa; Mollusca; Bivalvia; Ostreida; Ostreidae. The record is from RefSeq and is a predicted model, not a curated record. Gene Ontology annotation, molecular function: scavenger receptor activity. The transcript has 14 exons.
AUGAAGAGAAUGAUUCGCUGUAUCUGUAUUAUCGUGUGUACAACGUAUACUUGUGCAUAUGAAAAUUUGGCAUUACGGAAACCAGCCUGGCAGAAGAACGAUUAUUCUCAAUCCCAGCCAUGGGGAGCAGACAAGGCGGUAGAUGGGAAUUAUACUGAUCGCGGAUCACUUGGGGACCAGUGUACAAUAUCAGCAGAUAAACAACAGACAGCAGAAUGGAGAGUAGAUCUACAGAGUGUAGUCAGCAUCAGUUACAUCAACAUCUUCUACAGGACGGACAAUAAACCUGGUUCAUACGCUAAACGAUUUGCUGGAUUUUACGUGUAUGUCUCCAACACAACUUCAAAAGAGGACGGAAUACUUUGUUUCCAUGAAUUACAGACAGUUAGCGGUACACCUCUAGAAGAUCAGAGGAUCAACUGCUCCGUAUAUGGACGAUAUGUUAUAUACUACAAUGAACGUCUUAACAAUGUGGUGUAUCCUUCCUACUACUCUCAGUAUGCAUUCAGUGAACUUUGUGAAGUGGAGGUUUAUGGCUGUCCAAUCCCUGGAUAUUAUGGAAAAUAUUGUAAUCAGACAUGUCCAGUAACGUGUCAUGGACAGCAGUGUGACGCAGUUACUGGAAACUGUUUCAGUGGUUGUUUACCAGGAUACCAAGGUCCACACUGUACUUAUUUAAAUUUAGCCUUAGGGAGACCUGCCUGGCAGAACCACAACUGGCCAGAUAAACAGGUAGAAUGGGGAGCAGCGAAAGCAGUAGACGGAAAAUAUUCCGACCGUGGAGCUAUUGGAGGACAGUGUACAAUAUCAGGCCCCGGACAAUCAACGGCAGAGUGGAGAGUAGAUCUAGAGAAAAUCGUCAGUAUCAGUCACAUCCACAUCUAUUAUAGGACUGAUAAUUUUGCAAGCCCUGGCGCACACUACGACAGAUUUGCUGGAUUUUAUGUUUACAUUUCAAACGAUACCAAUAAAGACAAUGGGCGCAUUUGCUUUCAUGAAUUGCAACAAGUAAACGGAACACCAUUGGAGAACCAGAAAAUCUACUGUCCUUAUGACGGGCGGUAUGUUAUAUACUACAACGAGCGCAGGAGACCCGAAGUGACGUAUCCAAGUUACUACUCUCAAUAUGCAUAUAAUGAUUUGUGUGAAUUGGAGGUGUAUGGGUGCCCUGGAUCAAAGUACUACGGCCAGAAUUGUGACCAAUCGUGUCCAGAAAAUUGUCUUGAGCAAAGAUGUAACAUCUCUACAGGAAACUGUUUUGAAUGCUAUCCAGGUUAUAAAGAGCACAAUUGUAGUCAGGACUGUGAUAGUGGAAUGUACGGUGAGAACUGUGGUAGGAGAUGUGGGCACUGUUUAGACGACGAACAGUGUGACCAUGUAAACGAGUGUGAAGGUGGAAAGUAUGGUUAUAACUGCAAUGAAAGCUGUGGACAUUGCAUUAACAAUACUCAGUGUAAGCACGGCAACGGAACAUGUCCAGAAGGGUGUGCUGUUGGAUACGACGGGCCUCAUUGUGCAAAUGUAUGUAGACAAUCGUACUGGGGAGUCAAUUGUAAAGAGCGCUGUAGUACAGAGUGUGUCAGCCAGACUUGUCAUCACGAGACAGGACAUUGUAUACCAUCCCUGCAGUCACAGUCUUGCGACACAUGUAAGAUUGACUACACAAUAACCAUUACGAGUGUGACUGUCUCUAUACUUAUUGUUCUGAUGGGAAGUGCCCUAAACUUUUACAUCUGGAGGAAAAUACAGCAAAAAGGGACAGUUUUGGAUACCAACAAUGAAAAAGAAUAUUACAACGAAUUUUCAGCUGUGGAUAAAGGAGAUAAACAAAGUGGGCGAAAUGUGGUUACUUCCCCUUAUGCAGAACUUCGUGAACUCGACCACCAAAACACAUAUGAAGAACUUCACCAAUAUGAAAAAGCAGGCGGAAAAAUGUAGAUGAACGCAUUGCUGAUGGUUCCAUUUUAAUGUAGAACUCACUUUCAUUUGUAGAUUUAU